UUUGUCAAGAUGUCCACAUUCCCGAAGCACUUUGGCCUGAAACCCAAAGAAGAAACGUACAUGUUAAACGAGCUUGAGAAGGUUCGCCAGGAGACUAAAAAGGAUUUUCUCCGAUUCCAGCGGAAGUUGGCCUCCAAGCCGGCUAUCGAUGGAAGCUCCGUGCACAGCCUCCCGGUCCCCGGCCCGGCCGGCCGGGGAUCCCAGCCCUGGAGAGCGCGCCCUCCGGCUAAAGGCCCCGCGCUGUCGGCCACGGCGCUCCUGCGGGAGGCGCUCGGGGGCGCCGCGGGCCCGGGCCAGGCGGCCGCUCCCGGGAAGGCCGGGCGGUUUAGCCCCCGCGACUUUUACUUGCGGAGCUCCGCGUUCCUCCGGCUGCGGCCGCCGAGGAAGCCUCCGGUCAUCGCCUCGGGGGUCGGCACGGCCAAGCCUGCGGUCCUGCUGCCGCCGCCCCCGCCGCCCAAGCGGCCGGUGAAGCGCAGGGCGCGCCGGGCCCGGUGGAGCCCGCAGCCACCGCCCCCCAGGCGGGAUGUCCGCCCCAAGCGGGUCCCCGACGCGAGCCAGGAGGCGGCUCGGCCCGCCAGGCUCUCCCAGGCCAGGGGGAGUAAGGCCAGCCGCGCGUCGAGCGAGGACGGCGAGUCGGAGGCGGGCAGAAGGCGGCGGAGAGUGAGGAUUUGCAGCCGCUUCGUGUGCCGGGAAGUGUCCAAGGAAGAGCGCAAGCAGGCGGAGCCGGAGAGCCACCCGCCGCGUGACGCCCCCGAGGGCGGCCAGCUGAGCGACGACGCCGCGGAGAGUCUCCAGCCCAGCCACGCGAUCCCCAAGUCCAUCGACCAGAUUAUGGCCUCGCUGCAGUCGGAGGCCCAGCUGGCCUCGGACGAGACCAUCCGAGAGCUCAUCCAGAGCGUUCUGGGCCAGAACUACGACCUUGCCAUGGAAGAUAUCUCUUUAAUAGGAAAAAGGUUCGCCAAAUCAUCUGUGCUGGAAAUGGAAACAGCUCAGACACAAUCAGAGCACGGAUUACAGAUGAGUGUUGAGGAACUUCAAAUGAGUAUGCUUAGGGAGCCUCCUGAAUCAAUGUCAAGUAUAUUCCAGCUUGACCAGAAGGAUCUAGAAUGGGGAGACACAGAAAUAGAAGCCAUGCUAUUUAAAUCUCAGGAAAGUUUGAAAGUUCAGCAAGCAGAGGAAUUAAGUAAACCUUUGGAAGACAAACAACCCACAAGUGAUUCAAAAGCUGCCGAACAGGUGCCUUUAAAGGUGAAAAAAUCAGAAUUCUUGCAAAUCAAAGGAAAAGAAGUUAAGCGAAUACGAAAAAGUAAAUCAGAAGUUUCACCACCGAUACCAAGAAAGUGUUUAAAACCCCCUUGGGAUCCAAAACUACAAAAAAAAAUUCCACGGGACUAUUCCAUUCCUCACCUUCAUGAUCUGUGCACCUCCAUCCCAGCCCGGCAGCUGCCCACGGACUUGCGCCUGGCUUCCCGAGUGGUUCACACUGCUGACAAGAAAAGCCACAGGACCCUACUGAGACUAUUCGGAACAUCUUUCUCAGAUGUUGACUUUACAGACGAAGAACAAAGGGAUAGAAUACUGCAUGGCAUUCCUGUUAUGGACGACAAGCUAGAACAUAUUCAUAUUUCCCUCACACCACCACGGACGCCAUCUGACUUGGUACAAAGAACUGGACGGCGUGCUCACCAACCACAUUUGCAAAUUCUGGGAGAGGAAAUGUGUGCUUAUCCAGGAUGUACGAAGAUAUUUUGGAAUACAACUGCCCCCAAAUUCUCCGUACCAGAAUCUGUCAUGAAGGAAACCUUAUAUCCAAAAUAUGAGAGUGUUCAAACAAGCAAACUUAUAAUUGAGAAAUUUGUAUCUGGAAGCAGAGAAAGUGUCAUCACUGUGGAGCAUGGCAAAUCAAGUUUUCGGUCUUUCUUAUUAAGAAAAUCUGCAUCGUAUGAAAAUACCCCAAAACAUGUCAAUACAGAAUCUCCAGAAUUAAAGAGAACAAAAUCUGCAAUUGACAUUUGGAAGAAGGAGAGCAUAGCUCCCCUGGAAAUCAAGUAUGACAUGAGGAGCAGCAUGAAAGAGGUGAUGUUUCAGAAAGCAAAGGAGCUGGAGCGCCAGCUCUCUAAGCAGCGCAAAGCCGAAGAGCUCAUUUCCGUGAAAGAAGACAUAGAUGUUAUCUUGGAGAAUAUUCAGGACAAACAAUAUUUGAGACAUCUCUCUCUCUCCCUCAUUGAAGCAUCGAGACAAGCUGGCAUCAGUUACAUUGUCUAUCCCAAGAAAACAAAGAUGAAAUGGAAGAAAGGAUUAAAAUUCCAAAAAUUUGCAAUUGUGUAUGAAGAAUUAUCCAAGCCUCCAAAAGUUCUUAAAAGAUCAACAUCUCAUGGAAUACUUCCUGGACAGAAGAAAUAUUUGCUCAAAGUUCCAUUAUAUGAACGUCCAAUACGGUGUCCCAGCUUACCUGCAUGCUUUAAUUUUGAAAAAUUCCUCGAAAGUAAAGGUGGAAUUCCAGAAAACAGUGAUCCUCAGGCAUGGGCCAUUGGUAUGCUGACUGAGCAAAGACCUCAGAGGGCUCCCGUGACUGAGAAAGCUGCCGAAGCACCUGCUCCUAGAGAAACAAAGGAAGUCGUGAAAGAACCUCCCAAAUUAGAACUGAGCGAUUCGGUGGAAUGUAAUCUUUCUCGAGAAGUCAUUAAACAUUAUGAAGCUGAAGUGGCGGCCUUGACUGAAGAAAUAAAUAGCAAGAAAACAUACCCUGCAUUUGCAUAUUGUAGGCGUGGAGCUAUUUAUAGGAAACUAGGAAAGCUACAGAGUGCCAAGGAUGACCUGGAGGAGGCUAUUCUCUUGGAGCCAUUGUUUCUCAAUGCCUAUUGGCACCGACAUUUCAUUUAUCUUUUCCAAGACAAAAUUGAAGAAGCUUUGGAUGACUUGAAUUUUAUAAAUAAAUAUGAUAAGAAUAAUACAGAGGCCUAUUUGUCAAAAGCAGAAAUUUUCAAGGGAAAAAAAAACAUUACUAUGGCCAUUCUAAACUAUUCCCAGGCAAUUAAGUGUAGGCCCACAGAUGCUGAUAUCUAUUUCAGGAGGGCUGAGAUGUAUGAAAUAGAAAACAGAAUACUGGCCAUUGAUGACUAUUCUAAAUGUAUUUACUAUGAUCCCAAAAGAACAGAUGCGUUAUUGAAACGUGGGCUGUAUUAUUUUGAAUAUGAAAACUGGGUUGCAGCCAUACAGGAUUUUACAGGCUUGUUAAAAAUAGAUCCCCACAAUUCUGAAGCAAGGAUAUAUCGAGGGAGAGCAUAUUAUAAACGGAAUCUUUAUAUGCAAGCAACUCAAGACUUUUCUUUUGCAAUUCACUUAGAUCCAAAUAACUGGUUAGCAUUGUAUUAUCGAGCUUGUUCAUUUAGGAAAUGUAACCCUCUCAGAGCGCUACAGGAUUAUAGCGUUUCAGUUCUCAUAAAUGAUGGCUAUGAAAAUCUUAGUUGUUUUCUACAUCGGGGCAUAGUAUAUGCAAACCAAAAACUUUGGUUUCUGGCAAUUUGUGACUUUGAAACUGUUAUUUCUCUAGAAAGAACUAUUGUUUUGGCUUAUAAUAAUAUUGGCCUCAUACAUCUGCUGUACCUGGAUAACUACACUGAGGCCAUUUAUCAAUUUUCUGAGGCUAUUAAACUUGAUCCUUCAUAUAUUCAAAGCUAUCUUUGUAGAGCAGAAGCCUUUUCAAAGAUGCAUAGAUUGAAAAGUUCAGUAAAGGAGUUAUCUCGUGCUAUCCACCUGCAGCCAGAUGGAAUCCAAUUGUAUAUAAUAAGAGGCCAAUACCUUCUUAUGAUGAAAUGUUAUGAGCUUGCAAAGUUUACUAUUUAUCAAGUAGCAGAGAUGGACAAAGGUCUUCUCGAGUUGAGUCCUGUACAGAAAGCACUUAUUUAUUCAUUUUGUGAAAACCAUGAAAAGGCCCUGCAGGUGUUGGAUGGGACCACUUUGAGCAGACCCGACAUCACCAUGUAUGCUCUGUUAGCAAAAGCCCAGAUGAAGGCCAAGAGAAUCAAGGAAGCUAUGAAAAUAUUUAAGAAGGCGUUGGAUGCUUUUUCACACUCUGAUAAAGGACCAAAUGCCACAGCCGUCUCAGCAGACUGUCUGUAUCACUUGGGUCUCUGUUACAUGGAGGAAGGCAACUUGCAAAUGGCUAUUGAUUCUUUUACAAAAGCUGUCAAAGCAAAUCCAGAAUUAGCAGAAUGCUUUUACCAACGAGGGCUUUGUAAAGUAAAACUCCACAAGGAUAACUCGAUCUUGGAUUUUAACCGUGCAAUUACCCUUAAUCCCAAACAUUACCAGGCAUAUCUGAGCCGAGUCGCCUUCUAUGGUUCAAAGGGCAGAUAUUCCAAAGCAAUCUUGAGUUGUAAUGAGGCUAUCAGAAUUUAUCCUGGGAGUGUGCGUGCCUAUCUGUGCAGAGGAGUUCUGAAAUUCUACAACAAGACGUAUAAGCUAGCAGUUAGAGAUUUAAGUACAGCUAUCAAGAUGGACAAAAAAAGCUACGCAGCAUAUUAUAACAGAGCAUUAUGUUACACAAAGAUAAAAGAACUUCAACUGGCAUUAACAGAUUAUGGAGUUGUGCUGCUUCUUGAUGCUGGAGAAACUAUAACAUUAAACAGCUUCAUCAACCGCGGACUCAUCUACUCAGAACUAGAGCAGUAUGGCUUUGCAUUAGAGGAUUUUAAAGAAGCCAUCCUGAUGAACCAGACGAAUGUGAGCCUUUGGCAAGCUGCCGCCAUGUGCCAUCACAGGAUUAAAGAGUUUGAAGAGGCUAUCCAUUGCUUUACCUGUGCUAUUAAAAAUAAACCACGUUACCUGGAUGCUUAUAAUGGACGGGGAAAUUCUUAUAUGAAAUAUGGUGAUAGUGAAUUCAUCAAGAAAGCGCAGAAGGACUUUCUGAAGGCAAUGCAUUUCGACCCAUCAUACAUAAAAGCCAGAAUUAGCUUAGGCUAUAGUUUGCAGGCCCAAGGAAAAUUCCAAAAAGCUUGGCGCCACUUUACCAUCGCCACAGAAAUUGAUCCAAAGAGCUACCUAGCCUAUGAAGGAAGAGCUAUAAUCUGUCUUCAGAUGGGCAAUAAUUUUGCUGCCAUGAAGGAUAUUAGUACUGCCAUGAAGAUCAAUACUAAAGCAGAAUUCUUAACAAAUCGUGGUGUGAUUCACGAGUUUAUGGGUCAACGACAGAAUGCAAUGAGAGACUAUCAGGCAGCAAUUUUGCUAAACCCCAAGUACCCGCUGGCUUACUUUAAUGCAGGAAAUAUCUACUUUCACCACAGGCAGUUUUCCCAGGCCAGUGACUACUUCUCAAAGGCUUUAAAGUUUGAUCCAGGAAACAAAUAUGUUCUCAUGAAUCGAGCUGCUGCAAAUACAUUACUGAAGAAAUAUGAAGAAGCUGAAGAAGAUUUUGCAUGUGUAAUUGAAUGCUGUCCCUCUUGGGCAGCAGUAUAUUUUAACAGAGCGCAAUUAUACUGCUGUUUAAAGCAAUAUGAACUAGCUGAGAAAGACCUCAGUAAAGCCCUGUCUCUGAUACCUAAUGAUGCUGUAGCAUACAAUUUUAGAGCCAAGGUUCGUGGUAAAAUAGGCAUGAUUGAGGAAGCUGUGGCUGACUAUAACCAAGCACUUGAUCUUGAAGAAUAUGCCUCAGUAACAUAAUUGCAUAGACUGCGGAUUCUGUAGUAAUUUACACAGCUGUUCUUCCUAAAACCAAAAUGAAUUUGUUGUUUAACAGGUUGCACUAUUUUCAUUAUUGCAUUCAUUAUGCGUAGCCUUCUAUGUAACCCUUUAAUGCAUUUUAACAAAAUGUUUCUUGUUAUACAUU
This is a messenger RNA of Nycticebus coucang (slow loris), 5827 nucleotides long. RefSeq names its product tetratricopeptide repeat domain 6 (gene TTC6). Bases 10 to 5661 code for a protein of 1883 amino acids. The transcript is spliced from 32 exons. The record is from RefSeq and is a predicted model, not a curated record. Lineage: Eukaryota; Metazoa; Chordata; Mammalia; Primates; Lorisidae. Gene Ontology annotation, molecular function: protein binding.